This is a messenger RNA of Closterium sp. Naga37s-1, 1221 nucleotides long. The record is from the annotation of a GenBank genome assembly. Lineage: Eukaryota; Viridiplantae; Streptophyta; Zygnematophyceae; Desmidiales; Closteriaceae.
AUGGCGGAUGCCAGAUCGCAAGCCCUAUACGAGGAGCUGAUCAAAGCCGAAGCAGCACUCAAGCUUUAUCAGGACUGCAACAAGGAGCGGCUGCAGGUCAUGACGGGGUUGCUGAUGGAAUUGGCGAGCGAGACCCCUUCGGGUUUCCUGUCGGGGCUGGUCAAAUCAAGAAAGGCAAAGACGGAGUUUCUGGAGGUAGUUUUCAAGGGGGUGCAGAGGAAAGGGGCGAAGGAUGUGUUACAGGCGGCUUCAGAGCACUUCAGAGAAGCAUGCGCGGAGUCACCGUCAAAUCAUAACAUAGUGCCGUGGCCAAUAGACGAGGAAAGGAGACUGCAGGAGAAGGAUCAACUGCAACUUGACGCGGAGUGGUCGGAGCAAGAGGUGAAGGCAGCGCUCAAAGGCUUACCAGCGGGGAAGGCUCCGGGGCAGGACGGCCUACCGAAGGAUUUUUUUGAGCAGAAUUGGGAGUUGCUCGGCCCGGAGGUGAUGAAGGAGGUUAAAGGCUUUGAGUCGACGGGUGUACUCUCGGAGGCUUUCACGACUGCGGUUACCAUCCUGCUGCACAAAAAAGGAGAUAGAUGUGAUUUGGGCAAUUACAGGCCGAUCACCUUACUGAGCUUUUUCUACAAACUGCUGGCGAAAGUGAUGGCGAACAGAAUCAAGCAGGUCUUACCACGGGUGAUCUCGGACAAACAGUUUGGCUUUCUUCCGGGGAGGAGCCUUGCUGACGCGGUCUCGCUGGUAGCAGAUGUAAUUGACGCAGCGGAGGCGGAGGAUGAAGAUUGGCUACUGCUGCUGGUGGACUUUCAGAAAGCCUACGAUUCCGUGUCACGUGAUUACCUGUUCACAACGCUGCGCAACAUGGGCUUUCCGGAGAAGUUUGUAAGAUGGGUGAGAGGUUUGCACGAUGGUGCAGCAACCAGGAUGCUGCUGAACGGUUGUGUAGGAGAUCGGGUGGCGAUGGACAAGGGAGUACGGCAAGGCUGUCCACUCGCCCCUUAUCUCUUCCUUUGUGCGGUGGAGCCGCUCUGCCAAGAGAUAGGGAGGAGAAAUCUGGGAGUUCGGAAGCGGGGGGUGAAGGGGGAGCUAGCCUAUAUUGGGUACGCCGAUGAUACAACUCUUGUCCUGAGAGGGAAGGAACAAGUGGCUACAGCGGGCAUUUCACCCUCUGGAGUUACGAGCUGUCGUGCAGGGGGCGGAAAGAAGGGAGACUGGGAGUGA